Molecule: messenger RNA, 3426 nt
Organism: Danaus plexippus (monarch butterfly)
Lineage: Eukaryota; Metazoa; Arthropoda; Insecta; Lepidoptera; Nymphalidae
Product: catalase-like
Exons: 2
Coding region: 1-1539 (512 amino acids)
Biological process (GO): response to hydrogen peroxide; hydrogen peroxide catabolic process
Cellular component (GO): mitochondrion; cytoplasm; peroxisome
Molecular function (GO): heme binding; catalase activity
Source: RefSeq, a predicted model, not a curated record
AUGAUUGUGAAACCAAUAGGAAUACUAACGGUCAGUUCGGGAGAGUUUGUAGAGAUAAGAAAAACCAAUUCUUUUAACUCAGAUCAGUUUUUGAACCAGUAUCAUACAGAUUUAAUUAGUCAUACUAAUGAUGAGAGAAUACCUGAAAGAUUUGUUCACGCUAAAGGCGGAGGUGCGUUUGGCUAUUUUGAGGUCACUCAUGACGUCACAAAAUACGUAAGCGCGGAAUUGUUUGACACAAUUGGCAAGAAGACACCACUAGUGGUGCGUUUUUCUACCGUUGUGCAGAAUUUGGGAGGGAAUGACCUUGCUAGGGAGGUAAAAGGAAUGGCUAUCAAACUUUAUACCCAAGAAGGAAACCUUGAUUUCUUAUGUCUCAAUUAUCCAGUGUUUUUUUAUAGAGAUCCUUUAUUUUUUACUUCUUUCAGUCAUAGUUUUAAAAGAAACCCCAAGACAUUCCUAUUGGAUUUCACAAUGUCUUGGGAUUUCGUAACUAAAAGACCUGAUGCAUUACACAGUUACUUGUGGUUGCUAUCAGAUUACGGUAUUCCUAAUGGUUAUAGGAAAAUGGAUGCUUUUCCGAUUCAUACAUACAGGGUAUACAAUAAACAUGGAGAUACGUACUUCGUCAGAUUCAAUUUCAGGACCGAACAAGGUGUUGAAAAUCUUCCCUCGGAUGUCGCUGCUGAAAUUUCUUCCAGGGAUUUAGAUUAUUUCAAUAGAGAUUUGUUUAAUGCUAUAGAGAAUAAAACAUAUCCAUCUUGGAGAUUAGACAUGGAUAUCAUGACAUUCGAGGAUGUUAAAAAUGUUGAUUAUAAUCCAUUCGACGUCGGUAGAUUGUGGAAGGAAGGUACUUACUUCACAGAGACAGUGGGACGACUUGUUCUAGACAGAAAUCCUGAUAAUUACUUCAGAGCAAUAGAACAGAGCGCUUUUAAUCCAGCCAAUUUAGUACCGGGUAUACCUGGUCCAAUGGACACCAUGUUUCGUAGUAGACGGCAAUCUUACCGGGAUGCUCAAAUUUAUCGUUUGGGAGUGAAUCAUAACAGAAUUAAAGUCAACCAGCCCCUGUAUUACAAGGGAUACAAUCGUGACGGAGUAUCUCCUUUAAAAGAUAACAUGAAAGAUGCACCGACUUAUUAUCCAAACAGAUUUAGCGGCCCCGUACCAUAUGUAGAUCCAAACAUGCCUAAAGAGAAAUUUAAAAUUUACGAAACCACUGCUGUUGAUUUGGAACCAGCUGCAAAUUUUUAUAAUAAUAUCUUGAAAACGGACGAUCAACGGGAGAGACUGGCCAAUAACAGUGUUGCAAGGCUAAUAACUGUAUCCCCGGAAUUGCAAAGGAGGGUUAUACGGUUGUUUAGUUUAGCAGAACCUGAUUUAGGUAGAAGAGUGGAACGUAUAUUGGUGGAAACAUUGGAACAGCCACCGCCUCCUAUACAACCUAGUCGCGUGCUAAAAGUACCUCCGACAAUGUAUGCUAUGUAUAGUAGUAAAAUGAAUGAUGAAAACCAAAACAAUCAAUUCAUUCAUAAUUGAAUAUUUGUAUGUAAUAUGUUUAGAUGACCACGGUCGUAAGUUUAUGCUCUUACAAAAUGUGACAACCUAUCGUUACUUUUUUUCAUUCAUAUGUAAAAAAAUAAUACUAAAACCAACUGGCACUGCUCAUUAGUAAUAUAUAUACUCUGUGUAAAAUUAAGUUGAAAUGUUUGCACAAAGAAAAUCAUAUAUCGAUGUGUUGUAAUUACUUUUGUUAUUUGGAGACAAAAAUGUGUUUUACUUACACUAAGUUACAAAACAGUAUAGAGAUAUAAAUUGUAUAAAAUGAGAUGGAAAAAAUAAAAGAAAAUUGAAUAAAGCUAUCUCACGUACUACUUAUGUAUGUAGUGAUAUGACAAAAUUGGUUCUAAGUACUUUAUGGAGAGUUUCCACGAAAGAAUAUUCCUGUAUUAAUAGAUAUACGAAAUUGAAUUUAAUAUGAAGAAAGUAUACAUUUUUGUUUUUCUAGCAUUAAAACUUUUGUUUUAUUUGCAAUGAAAUAAAUAUUCUUACUCAUAAUAGUAUGCGUGAAUUGAAAUGUGGAUAUCAAUCAAUCGUCAAAUAGCUGUGACAUAACAUACGUAAAUAAUUAGUGAAUCGUGACGAGCGACGUCACGAGAUCUUUUCAUCAGCUUUUGUCGUUGUUAGGACAAAUGAAUCAAGAACACGUCAUGGUAAACAUUUUAUUAAACAAAUAUUAAACGCACGCAUACAAAUCAGGUCAUCAAUUAUCAUUAAAAUUUUUAGCGCGCUCAGUCACGGGUGCGUAAAUUUUAUAAUUGCUCAAAAAAUAUAUUUUAUUCUGAAAAGGAAGGAAACAAUUCCGAUUACUGAGGAGGUUUUGAUCAUUUUAAGUAUUUAAAAUCAUUAAGAAACGACCUAAAUUGUAUAUAAUAGUUAGUUUGUUACUAUAUAAAAUAUAUGAAUUCAAGACAAAGGAUAAUUUUCAGUUCAUCGUGAUCCAGUACCAUUUUCAUACAUUUUUAUUCAUGUUUGUUACAAAAUAAUAUUUACGAUUUUUUUAUUAAUACAUGCACUAUUAAAUUAAAUAAAUUUUUUUGGGAUAUGACUCGCUUUUUUGUGAUGCUCAGUCCUAGUUUGUAAAGACUAAUUGGCUAACUCUUAACUCAUCAUCUUUGUUUUUAUACGAAAAUACAGUUUUUGUUAUAACUUGAUUAUUAAAUAUGUGAUGUAAUUAUUAAUAUCGUAACCUAAGAAAUCUAGAUAAUGUUGUUUAAAUGAUCAGGUAACCGGUCUAUUUCGAUCUCAAGAACGAGGUCGUAGUGACCUCUGUGAACCGAAAUCUGGAGAUUAACAACAUUGUUUAGAAUGUCAUUUAUAGACAAGGUCUAUUUAUAGAACAAUAACACACUGAAUGCCACUUACAGAAAAUAACUACAAAGUAAACUUACUUACUAUUUAUUUGACAGCCGCCAAGCUAAUGUUAUGUUACUUAAGUUUUCUAUGUAGAAUUUUGUCGUGUAGUCUUAAAAAAAUCUCGGUUCGCCAUAUUUUCAUACAGGAUUUUUAACUUUUUUUAUUUACUAUUUAUUUGACAGCCGCCAAGUUAAUGUUAUGUUACUUAAGUUUUCUAUGUGGAAUUUUGUCGUGUAGUCUUAAAAAAAUCUCGGUUCGCCAUAUUUUCAUACAGGAUUUUUUACUUUUUUAUUUACUAUUUAUUUGACAGCCGCCAAGCUAAUGUUAUAGUACUUAAUUUUUCUAUGUAGAAUUUUGUCGUGUAGUCUUAAAAAAAUCUCGGUUCGCCAUAUUUUCAUACAGGAUUUUUUACUUUUUUAUUUACUAUUUAUUUGACAGCCGCCAAGCUAAUGUUAUAGUACUUAAUUUUUCUAUGUAGAAUUUUGUCGUGUAGUCUUAAAAAAAUCUCGG